AUGACCUUGAGGAAGCUUCAUUCCUUUCUUCAGAAUUCUCCAUUUUAUAAUAAUUCCAUAAAUGGAGUGUAUUUGGAUGAGAAUGGAGACCCGUCGGCAGACCUGGACAUUUUUAAGUGGGACAUUAACAGCAAUAUAUCCUUUGAGAGAGUGAGGUUUGGCAGUCUAGAAAGACAGGGAUCCUUGGAUGACAAGUUAAUGAUCCACCAGGAUGCUACUGCAGAGAUGGAGAGGCUGAACCAGCCCCUGCCUCCUUCCAGGUGUGUGGAAAGCUGUCAUCCUGGAUUCAUGAAGGUGGCUCAGGAGGGGAGGCCCAUCUGCUGCUAUGACUGCGUUCCUUGUGCAGAAGGAACCAUCUCCACCCAGGAAGAUGCAGAGAAAUGCACCAGAUGUCCAGAAGAUCAACAUCCAAAUGUCCAUCAGGAUCAUUGUAUCCCCAAGAGUAUAACCUUCCUAUCCUAUCAAGAAAAUCUGGGGAUCAUCCUAGCUUCCAUUGCCUUAUUCUUCUGUUUAAUUACAGGCUUUGUCUUGGGAAUCUUCAUUAAAUUCCAGGAAACUCCGAUUGUCAAAGCCAACAACCGGGAUCUCUCCUACAUCCUCCUUGUUUCCCUCCUGCUUUCCUUCUCAACUUCCUUCCUGUUUAUUGGCCGGCCAAGGGGAGCCACCUGCCUUCUCCGACAGACAACAUUCAGUGUCAUCUUCUCACUUGCUGUCUCUUCAGUCUUGGCCAAAACAAUCACAGUGGUGCUGGUCUUCCUGGCAACAAAACCAGGCAAUAAAGUGCAGAGAUGGCUGGGGAAGAGCUUGGCCAACUCCAUCAUCCUUUCUUGUUCUAGUGUCCAAGUUGUCAUUUGCAGCAGCUGGCUCGGCAUUUCUCCUCCAUUUCCUGAUACUGACCUUCAUUCUCAGCCUGGAGAGAUCAUCCAGCAAUGCAAUGAAGGCUCUGACAUCAUGUUUUAUGGAGCCCUGGGCUACAUGGGUUUCCUGGCCACCAUCUGCUUGAUGGUGGCUUUCCUGGCCAGGAACCUCCCUGGGGCCUUCAACGAAGCCAAGCUCAUUGCAUUCAGCAUGCUUGUCUUCUGCAGUGUGUGGGUGUCCUUUGUGCCCACCUACUUGAGCACCAAGGGGACAUACAUGGUGGCUGUGCAGGUCUUCUCCAUCCUUGCCUCCAGUGCUGGCCUGCUGGGUUGCAUCUUCAUCCCCAAGUGCUACAUUAUUUUAUUUAGACCAGAUCUGAAUACAAAAGAAAAU
This is a messenger RNA of Candoia aspera, 1251 nucleotides long. Its product is annotated as vomeronasal type-2 receptor 26-like. Gene Ontology annotation, biological process: G protein-coupled receptor signaling pathway. NCBI's taxonomy places the organism in Eukaryota, Metazoa, Chordata, Lepidosauria, Squamata, Candoiidae. Gene Ontology annotation, cellular component: plasma membrane. The annotation marks the transcript as partial. Gene Ontology annotation, molecular function: G protein-coupled receptor activity. The record is from RefSeq and is a predicted model, not a curated record. The transcript is spliced from 4 exons.